Messenger RNA from Scleropages formosus (Asian bonytongue), 1662 nucleotides. It is a transcript of the gene pheta2, whose product is annotated as PH domain containing endocytic trafficking adaptor 2. The coding region runs from base 300 to 1091 and encodes 263 amino acids. Gene Ontology annotation, cellular component: recycling endosome; trans-Golgi network; early endosome. The transcript is spliced from 4 exons. Gene Ontology annotation, biological process: receptor recycling; endosome organization; retrograde transport, endosome to Golgi. The record is from RefSeq and is a predicted model, not a curated record. NCBI's taxonomy places the organism in Eukaryota, Metazoa, Chordata, Actinopteri, Osteoglossiformes, Osteoglossidae.
UUGUUAUUAAUUGAAGAUCAUCAUGUGCGCUGCGCGGCAUACAGCAGGAAAGGAGAAAUAGGGGCGUUUUUUUCAACGCCUCCCCGCAGCGCCAAGAAAAAAGGGCUCGUGGCCGGAAGUGAACACGAAAACAUUCACACUUCUCACAGAAAAUAUUCAUUUUUACAUCCAUGUGGGAUAAUGUACCAAGCUGAAGGCGCCCGCAACCUGUGAGAAGUGAACGGUCCUAAAUGCGUACUGUCCGACACAAGAAUACGGACAGACACACACACACAGGACAGUAGUGGAAGAGAGCUGUGAUGAAGAUACAUGGAAAGCUGCUGUCUCACUACCUGUCCUGCUGCUCUCCGGUGGAUAAGGAGGGCUAUCUGUAUAAGAAGAGCGAGAGGACUGGAUCCUAUCAGAAGCGCUGGUUUGUACUCAAGGGGAACCUGCUGUUCUACCAGGAGUGCCGAAGCGAUGGCAGCCCGCUGGGGGUCAUUGUCCUGGAGGGCUGUUCCAUAGAGCUGUGCGAGUCGGAUGAGCUCUUUGCCUUCUCCGUGGGCUUCGGUGGGCACGGCUGCGGCACCUACAGGCUUGCGGCCAAGGACCAGCCCAGCCAGGAGAGCUGGAUCAAGGCUCUGCUGUCGGCCAGCCACGGCUUCCUGUCCAUGCUAGUGAGUGAUCUGGAGAGGCGUUACCACGAGGUUGUAAGUGAAACAUGUGGCUCAGCAUUUUGUCAGCAAGCUGUAGAUGGAAAGGGCUUCACCCCAUUUCUGGCUUCCCAGAACUACAGACCCUCAGCACCGACAGGGGGGCAAAGCUGCCACAUGAGCCAGCUACUUCAAGUCCCGCCCACCUCCAGAAGGAACACCUCCAAGAUAUCGCCAAAGCUCUGGACAAAGAGAACUAUCGAUGACAGAGCUGUGAAUGAGCCAGCAGCAGCUGAGGUACGCGACGAGGCUUCAGGGGGGCCACCGUCUCUUGAAGACUUCUGCAUGUUGCACGAGCUCUACGGAAAGGAGGUGAAAGACCUCAUUGCUCUGCGGCAGAUCAUGGAGCGGAAGGAUGAGAAAGAUGUCAAGGAUGAACAAGCUACUGGUUCUGGAUAAAGGAGGAAGACAAGUCAUGGAGCGAGCAGAAGGGACAUCCUGGAAAACUAAUAGCCAUGAAGGUCAUCUUUUGUUUCUGCUCACAACAAGAGCUUCCAUAGUCUUUAAUCAGGUCUUUUAUCUCUUUUUACUAGGUUGGACACGGUGUACCCCCUUUAACCACCAUCCAGCUUCCUUCUGUGGGCUCUUUCUAGUAAUUGAGCUAAAAGUGAACUGUAUGGUAAAAAAGUUCCAUAAAAAAUGACGAUAACAGGUUUGAUCAUCAUGAAUGUUUAGCGAACACACAGCUGCUGUACAGGUGUGUUUUUGCAGCUGUGUUUGUGCUGUAUGUACACACAAGCAGUAUACAUGUGUGCAGAGAUUGGCCUUGCUCUGGGUCCUAUAUUCAUGAGCCCAUUGCAGGUUACAGUCAAGGAAGGGGGCAGGACUAAGGUUACGGGGUGAGAGGCUCUAAGCUGCCCUUGUAUUUGAAGCCAAAUGGGUCUUUUGGACAGCAAACCAAGUGAAGCACGAGCACCAUGAUCCUUGAUGUCACUCUGCUGGUACGCUUUCAUCACAUUUCUGCACAGCA